AUGGAAGACGUGGCCUGGAAGUGUACGACUGCGUUCGUACUUGGCGCUGCGACGCACUAUUUCGUCUCCUCUUACUUUCUAAGUAACCGAACGGUCACAGUUAAAGACUUGACCAAUGCAAACAACGACAGCAGCAACGAGGACAUCCAGUCUGGUGAUUCUUCCAGUUCCUCUUGUGGCUCAACAGAUGACUGGGAAGGUAAAGAUUCAGCCAGUUGGGUGCCUCACAAAAUGGUCAUGUGUGUGCGUACGGAUCUUAAAAUGGGUAAAGGAAAAAUUGCAGCACAGUGUUGCCACGCAACGUUAGGCGCCUACAAACUCGCACUCAAACGGACACCAGAUGCCGUUCGAGGAUGGGAGAUGCUAGGUCAGGCCAAAGUAUGUCUUAAGGUGGAAUCCGAGGAGGAAUUGCUCGCUCUAGCCGAUAAAGCAUCUGAGUGUGGCCUUGUUAGCUAUGUUGUGGUUGACGCCGGCCGAACUCAAAUUGCGCCGGACAGCAAGACGGUUCUAAGCAUUGGACCAGCCCCGCUAAAGGUAAUCGAUGAGGUAACGGGCCAUCUCAAGUUGAUGUAA
Messenger RNA from Plasmopara halstedii, 573 nucleotides. RefSeq names its product peptidyl-trna hydrolase. Bases 1 to 573 code for a protein of 190 amino acids. The transcript has 3 exons. Gene Ontology annotation, molecular function: peptidyl-tRNA hydrolase activity. The record is from RefSeq and is a predicted model, not a curated record. Gene Ontology annotation, cellular component: mitochondrion; cytosol. NCBI's taxonomy places the organism in Eukaryota, Oomycota, Peronosporomycetes, Peronosporales, Peronosporaceae.